Messenger RNA from Fonsecaea multimorphosa CBS 102226, 378 nucleotides. RefSeq lists its product as uncharacterized. Lineage: Eukaryota; Fungi; Ascomycota; Eurotiomycetes; Chaetothyriales; Herpotrichiellaceae. The coding region runs from base 1 to 378 and encodes 125 amino acids. The transcript is spliced from 2 exons. The record is from RefSeq and is a predicted model, not a curated record.
AUGGACGGCGGCCGAGUGGAUGGCCCACGGCCCUCGUCUGACCUUGUUCCUACCUUUUUGUCAAGCAACGCACCUGGAUUCGGCACCCAAUCCCUCAGAUUGUCCUCGACCCGACGGGAGGGCAGUGGAAUUGUCGAGUACAGGGCCGAGGCGAAAGAGGAGGAGCAAGUUAGAGCUCAGGCCACGAGACAGGCCCGAGCUCAUAUGCAAGACUCGGAUGAAAUGAUACCGCAGGUGAAAACAAACACAUUCCUUCAGGAAUGGUUGGUCACCGAAGUCAAGCGCACCUAUGCUCGAUCGGCCUGGGGCGAAUCCAAAUGCGCAGCAGCGGUCAGCAGGAUGACCGGCCACGAACGCCUCAGCCACGAACAGUGGUAG